UCUCUCUCUUCACCGAAAUGAGUACAGACAGAAAAUAAAAUAAGCCGUAAGAUUGCUUCUCACUACGUUGUUACCCCUAAGUCCUCUUUAACUUACAGCCCAUACUCUCCGGCGAUGCAAGACUUCAUAGGCUCCGUUCGCCGAUCCUUAGUUUUCAAGCCUUCAGGUGAAGAAUCCCCCGGAUUUGGAGGAUUCGUGGAAAAAAUCGGAUCGAGCAUCCGGAAAUCGCGCAUCGGACUCUUCGCUAAGCCUCCAGUUCAUGCGUUGCCACCCAUUGCGACACCGCCGCGAAACACAGUGAAGGAAGCGCCGCCGAUGGAGGAGCCACUUCCCCCGAUGGAAGAAGGCACGGAAGAUGAGCCACCGGCAAUUAGGGAUAGAAAUUGCAUAGUGCUGACGUCAAAAGCUGUUAAAGAGGAGCAAUCGAGGAAGAAGAAGGAGACCAACUUGCCGCCUCCCAUCCGGUGGAGGAAGGGGGAGUUGAUUGGAUGCGGCGCGUUUGGGAGGGUUCACAUGGGGAUGAACCUCAAUUCUGGAGAGUUGCUCGCUGUGAAAGAGGUUGCAAUUGCUGGAAAUAGUGCUUCAAAGAAAACACAAGAAUAUAUAAGGGAGCUUGAAAAAGAAGUGAAUCUAUUGAAAAAUCUCUCGCAUCCAAACAUUGUGAGAUACUUGGGAACUGCUAGAGAGGACGAUUCCUUGAACAUAUUAUUGGAAUUUGUGCCAGGUGGAUCUAUUUCAUCUCUCCUGGGAAAAUUUGGGUCUUUCCCAGAAUCUGUUAUUAGAAUGUACACAAAACAAUUAUUAUUAGGACUGGAGUACCUGCACAAGAAUAAGAUUAUGCACAGGGACAUCAAGGGAGCAAAUAUUCUUGUUGACAAUAAAGGUUGCAUUAAACUCGCUGACUUUGGAGCAUCCAAGAAAGUUGAAGCAUUAGCCACCAUAACUGGUGCCAAAUCAAUGAAGGGUACUCCAUAUUGGAUGGCUCCUGAAGUUAUUGUUCAGAGUGGUCACAGCUACUCAGCAGAUAUAUGGAGUGUUGGAUGCACAGUUAUUGAAAUGGCUACUGGAAAGGCUCCUUGGAGCCAGCAGUACCAGGAGGUUGCUGCUCUCUUUUACGUAGGGACAACCAAAUCUCAUCCACCAAUACCAGAUCAUCUUUCAGUUGAGGCAAAGGACUUCCUGUUAAAAUGUUUACAGAAGGAGCCAGACCUGAGGCCGACUGCAUCAGAGUUGUUAAAGCAUCCAUUCGUAACUAGAGAAAGUUGGGAAUCCAAUCUUGUUCGUCGCUCUUCACUUGUGGGAAGUUCCGGAAAACGGAUGGCAACACUUGGUGCUGAAAUUAAGAGCUCAAUGAACCUAGAGGCAAGGAGGUCCUGCAAUGGUUUGAAGGAUGACAGUGAAUUGGGUAGCAGCAGAUGCUCGACCAUUCACCCUGAGCAGUUAUCUGAACAAGGAUCGCUUUGGCAACCUGUCAUCUUUGACGAUGAUAUGUGUCGACUUGAUGAUAAUGAUGAUCUUGUACUUGGUGCACCCACAAAGUUCAAACAUACUCUAGUUUCUAAUGAUUGUAAUCAGAGUUUUAAUCCUAUGUCCGAGCCCAAUGAUGAUUGGCCAUGCCAGUUUGAUGGAAGUCCUGAGUUAACUAAAAGUGGAACUGAGUUUCUUUCCAGUCAAAUUGUUGAGCCUGGAAAUAGAUCUUCAGGUUCUGGUGAGGUGGAUUAUGGCUUCACAUUUCCGACAGGGCAGUCAGGACCUGAAGAUGAUGAAGAAGUGACUGAAUCAAAAAUUAGAGCAUUCCUAGUUGAAAAGGCUUUGGAACUGACGAAGCUGCAAACACCUCUUUAUGAGUUCUACAAUUCUUUGAAUGUUGCUGCUCCUACAAGUCCUGUUGGUAUUGGGAACAAGGAAAAUGUUUCAAGUAACUGCAACUUACCUCCUAAAAGUAGGUCACCCAACAGGGUGGGUUGUAGAAGACUUUCUACUGCCUUUGAUGUUGAGAACAGCUCAAGUCCUGGGAGUGGUUCCAGGCGUGUAUCAAACGUUGCUGAUAUAAACUCUGGAGCUUCUCAGGAUGUCAAAGAGCUGGUUCUUGACUCUCAACGGGAGCCACUUACUCCAAGCUCUAGGUUCUCUGAGAUACAACGGAAGUGGAAAGAAGAACUUGAUGAAGAACUUGAAAGGACAAGAGAGCUCAUGCGUCAAGCAGGUGCAGCUAAAACAUCAUCUCCAAAGGACAAAAUAUUGAAUCGACAAAGAGAACGAUUAAGAUUUGCAUCUCCAGGGAAUUAAAUUUGGGGCGACAUGGACUGGGUGAUUGAGAAAAUGGCCUGUCUUCCAGAGGAUUAGAUUUCCAUCAGCACGAGUCUGAAUAAAUCUAAACAGAUAGCAUUGCCUCUGAGCGAUCAAUUUAAUACAGUGCUUCUGGUGGAAGUGUAUCUUGUUUUCUUGUCAUAGUUGUGCAUAGAGCUUGUGUUCUUGGAGAUUCUACACAAUCAUAGUGGGUACCUGGUCAUAAUAUCAUGUACCAACAAGAUGACCACUUGUAUUCAGUCAAUGUGGUUCAUCUAAAGAUCUACCUAUAUAUAUAUAUAUAAGAAAGAAAAUGUCCUAUGAAUUUGUUCUCUCCUAAGGAUUUGGAAUAUCUCCUGUUGCAUAAAAGGAAAUACAGAUGGAAGACUUCAUAGUUUUGAUGCAUGUGUGAUAUCUGUGUCUAUUUCUUACAGAUUGAGAAUGUAUCGUUCACAUUUUCUGUUCAAUA
Messenger RNA from Sesamum indicum (sesame), 2758 nucleotides. RefSeq names its product mitogen-activated protein kinase kinase kinase NPK1. The record is from RefSeq and is a predicted model, not a curated record. Gene Ontology annotation, biological process: protein phosphorylation; MAPK cascade. Gene Ontology annotation, cellular component: cytoplasm. Gene Ontology annotation, molecular function: ATP binding; MAP kinase kinase kinase activity. NCBI's taxonomy places the organism in Eukaryota, Viridiplantae, Streptophyta, Magnoliopsida, Lamiales, Pedaliaceae.